Molecule: messenger RNA, 2318 nt
Organism: Juglans microcarpa x Juglans regia
Lineage: Eukaryota; Viridiplantae; Streptophyta; Magnoliopsida; Fagales; Juglandaceae
Product: asparagine--tRNA ligase, cytoplasmic 2
Exons: 8
Coding region: 356-2224 (622 amino acids)
Biological process (GO): asparaginyl-tRNA aminoacylation
Cellular component (GO): mitochondrion
Molecular function (GO): ATP binding; asparagine-tRNA ligase activity
Source: RefSeq, a predicted model, not a curated record
AAUGUGUAUUUGUUCUGAAUGAUGAUGCCUUCGCAACACUUUUGACUUGGGAGUUGGAACUCCCGCGACUGCCCAACCUUUGAAGAAUACCAAACUGAACUUUUGGCAUUUGCCUCUAUCCUCUGCGUCUUUCUCCUCCUCCCCCACUUGCACAAACCGCAACUCGGAAACUAUCCCUUUCCCUUCUCCCCCAACCUCUCUCUCCUCAGCGUCGCUGCCCAAGCAAAGCAUCCAGUUUCUCCCUGCCGAUCAAUAUCACCAAGUUCCAUGUCUCGUCUAACACACAAAGCUGAACUCCGGGAACCCACCUACCAUAUUCUUCUGUUUCUCUGUUUUUCUCUUUUUACACCUUGGAAUGGCCACCGAAAAAGCAAGGGUUUCCAUGCCGGUGGGGGUGACUCAUUUGAAGUACUCGAACCGGGUGGUUUUGAAAACUAUAUUGGAACGUAGUGAUGGAGGGUUGGGACUGGUUGGCGAGAGAGUUGUAAUCGGAGGAUGGGUGAGGUCUUCGAAGGAGGUGACGACGAAAGAUCCUUUGCCGCCGUCACCGUCACCAUCACCUCCACAGAAAACGGAUGCUGGGACGGGUGAAAUGGGGCCGAAAGAUGCGAGCUUUAUUGAAAUUCUUCAGUCUCGGAUACCCUUUUUCCGGUCGAUUAUGAAAGUUUUAGGUGGUGGGAAUUACAACCAUUUUCGCGAAAAUUCGGAACAGGGGAUUCCCAGGACGCCCCCGCCUUCGAUUGCUUUCUUGCAAGUUAGCGACGGCUCAUGUGUUAGCUGUCUUCAGGUUGUUGUAGCUUCUGCUAUAGCUUCCCCGUGCCAGCUCCUGCGUACUGGAACAUGUAUACUGGUGGAGGGUGUAUUGAUGCAGCUAUCAGAACUAGGAAAACAUGUCAUCGAGCUUAAAGUGGAUAAAAUUCUUCAUAUAGGGACAGUGGAUCAUGACAAGUAUCCGUUAUCAAAGAAAAAGUUACCAUUUGAAAUGUUGAGGGAUUUUUCCCAGUUUCGACCUCGGACAACUACGGUGGCAUCUGUUACGAGAAUCAGUAAUGCCCUGACCUUCGCAACUCACACAUUCUUUCAAAACCUGGGGUUCUUUCACAUGCAAGUACCUAUUAUCACAACCACAGACAGUGAAGGAUUAACUGAAAAAUUCUCGGUUACGACUCUUUUUGGCAAAGCAGACAAGAUGGAGAAGCCAACUACCAUUAAGGACACUGAAGGUGUUAGCCUUGAAGUUAUCAAGUCUGCUGCGAAGGAGAAAGCUAAGCUAGUUGAAGAACUAAAGAAAAGUGAAAGCAACAAGGAAGCACUGGCUGCCACACUUCAGGAUUUUCAGAAACCAAAUGAAGCGUCACAGUUAAAAGCAAGAGAAAAAUCAAAACCAGCAACUUCACUGAAGGCCAAUAAAGUUAACUUUUCUGAAGAUUUCUUCUCCUGUCGAACUUAUCUGACCGUUUCUGGUCGCCUACACCUGGAGAGCUAUGCAUGUGCCCUUGGAAAUGUUUACUCAAUUGGACCCCGAUUCCGGGCAGAUUGUGCUGGACAUGUGGCAGAGAGGUUAAUGAUUGAGAUCGAAAUGGCAUUUGCACAGUUAGAGGAUGUCAUGUGCUGUGCAGAUGACUUUUUCAAGUUCCUCUGCAAAUGGGUGUUGGAUAAUUGUCCCGAAGAUAUGAAAUUUGUUUCAAAACGAAUUGACAAAACCCGUAUUGAUCGUCUUCAAUCAAUGAUAUACAGUAAAGUUGAAAAGAUCACCUACACUGAAGUUGUAGAUGUAUUAGGAAAGGUUGCAGACCAGAAGUUUGAAGUAAAACUUCAGUGGGGUUCUGCGCUCACAGCAGAGCAUCUAAGUUAUUUGGUAGAGGUGAUCCACAAGAACCCUGUAAUGAUAUACAAUUAUCCAAAAGGAGUUAAGCCAUUUUAUGCUCGCUUGAAUGAUGAUAGAAAAACUGUUGCAGCAUUUGAUUUGGUGCUACCAAAGGCAAGAAUCUUAAUUUCAGGUAGCCAAAAUGAGGAGCGAUUGGACAUUUUAAGUUCAAGAAUAAAGGAAUUGGGGUUGCCCAGAGAACAGUACGACUGGUACUUAGAUCUUCGCAGGCAUGGAACAGUCGAGCACUCUGGAUUCAGUCUUGGGUUCGACCAUAUGGUUCUCUUUGCUACUGGGCUGACUGAUGCUGUAGAUGUUAUCCCUUUUCCCAGGAGUUAUGCAAAAGCCAACAACUAAUGCUGUAGAUUGUUUUGUGCCAUUGAAAUCUCUGUUCAUCACAUGAACGCAUAAAUGUAUGUGACAUAGAUUUAUAAUUAGAAGGAAGUAACUC